This is a messenger RNA of Oreochromis niloticus (Nile tilapia), 6066 nucleotides long. RefSeq names its product coiled-coil domain-containing protein 186 (gene ccdc186). Lineage: Eukaryota; Metazoa; Chordata; Actinopteri; Cichliformes; Cichlidae. The coding region runs from base 205 to 3243 and encodes 1012 amino acids. The record is from RefSeq and is a predicted model, not a curated record. Gene Ontology annotation, cellular component: trans-Golgi network. The transcript has 16 exons. Gene Ontology annotation, biological process: vesicle cytoskeletal trafficking. Gene Ontology annotation, molecular function: small GTPase binding.
CUCAUCGGUUCUCUUGCAGUGGCCAUAUUUGUUGAUGUGUCAUAUCAAAGUGACUUGUUUUGCGAUCAGCUGGUAAGGCAGGGUGGGUUCAAAGUUCAUUUUUAUCCCGAUUGUUUCCACAUCGAAGCACACCAUGGAUUUUUCCUUCUCGAUUUGAGUCAGAGGAGGACCUGGGUAUAGCUCAGUCCUGCUUCAGAUACACAAAUGAUGGAAGGAUCAGAGGUUCAGUCCUUGGCGACGGGAUCACACCAAAUGAAUUUCCUUAAUGUCAACACGUCUAAUGCAGAAGAGGAGGAAGAAAUCUCUCUCAACAGUGCGCAGGAGGCGGAAACUUGCAGUCAGGCAAAAGAUGAAUUGCAGCUUGACGGUGAAUCAGUCAAGACUACAGCACUUGCUGAGAUGGACACAAAGACGGAACAUGAAGCUCAAACAUGCAGUCAUGAACAUCCAGAUGUGAAAGAGGAGCCUGUUGAUACCAGAACUGUUUUAGUGGAAAGUGGGAAGCCUCCACACAGUCCUUCAAAUGAGAGUGGUAGCACUUUGGUAGCCCCAGUACCUACUGUGGAUGUAGUAGAAAACUCUCCUUCUGUUCUUGAAGGGACAGAAGAUACCGUAUUGACUUUUGAUGCUACCAUUCCAAAUGGCAAUGAACAGCCAUCACUCUUGGUUGCAAAUUGCCCCACUGAGCCAUCACCUGCUGAGGAUAGUAGUUCAGCUGAGAGUCCAUCAUCCUCUUCUGUCCAUAGCGCUUCCAAAAACUCACCCACAGACUCAACAACAACCUCCGGUAUUUCUAAUGGACCUUCUACCCCGAACUCUGACACCUUUAGCUCCUCGCUUGCUUCCAGCCCUCAAACCAGUGCCAAAAACCUGUUUCCCUCAAAUUCUUCUGCAAGUCCUUAUGACACUGAUUGCAGCCGAAAGCUUAUUUCUCAGAUCCAGCGGUCACUGUCACAAGAGUCACUCCUAGAUGAGCUUGAGUCUGAGCUCUUGGCUUGUCAACUGCCGCAUGGUGACGAUAGAAGUGAGCGGAAAGGGAGCUCACCUGUCAAUGGACUCCCCACAGACCAGGAGGAAUGCAUGGUAGUCUUCGAGAAGUGUGUGCAGUACAAGUAUGCACAACAGGAGAAGGCUAUUCAGAAGUUGCUUGAGGAAAACAAGAGACAUCAGGAGCUGAUCCUGGGUAUCUGUUCAGAGAAGGACAAAAUGAGAGAUGAGCUCAAAAGGAGGACAGAAACAGAAAAGCAGCACUUUGCCACCAUUACAAAGUUGGAGGCGAAGGUAAACGAGCUGCUGAAAGAACUGAAGGAGUCGCGGGAUAAACUGGUUCACCAGGACCAGUCAGCUAAAGCUGCUCUCCAGCAGAUGCAGAAGGAGACAGGUUACCGGAUUGAACAGGUGAAUAAGAAAUGUGAUGAGGCGAGGCAAGAGAAGGAGGCCAUGGUGAUGAAAUACGUGCGGGGUGAGAAAGAGGCCCUCGACCUGAGGCGGGAUAAAGAGAGUCUGGAGAAGAAACUGAGAGAAGCCACCAAAGAGGUGGAUCGCCAGGCCCUGCGAGGAAACCAGCUGGCUCAGGAGAAAGGGCGGCUGCAGCAGCUGUAUGAAGCAAAGGAAGGGGAGGUUGGCAGGUUGACUAGAGAAGUGGACAAACUAAAGGAGGAGAUCAACUCCCAUCUCAUCAAGGUUAAAUGGGCCCAGAACAAGUUAAAGAGUGAGGCAGAUACGCACAAGGAAACUAAAGACAAACUGAGAGAGACCACAUCCAAGUUGGCCCAGGCGAAGGAAGAGACUGAGCAGAUCCGCAAGAACUGCCAGGACAUGAUUCGAACAUACCAGGAAUCAGAGGAACUCAGGUCCAAUGAGCUUGAUGCUAAACUUAGGGAGACGAAAGGAGAGCUGGAGAAACACAAGCAGGAACAAACAGACCAGUUAGAGCUACACCGGGUGAAAGCCAAAGAGCUGGAAGACCUGAAGAGGAGCUAUAAAGAGGCCAUGGAUGAGCUUGAUACGCUACGCACAAAGUUAAAGUGUCUGGAGGAUGAGCGUCCACGGUGGGAGGAUGAGCUGACCAAGUACAGGGAGAUCAUCAACCGGCAAAAAGCAGAGAUUGGCCGCCAGAGAGAAAAGCUCGAAGAGGUGACUGCACUUCAGGAGCAGCAUCAACGCGAUGAACAGGAAAUCAAGUCGCUUCGUGAUGAAGUGGAUGGCCUGACCAAUCAAAUGGCUGACCUGCACCGUGAUGUACAAGGCAGCAGAGAGCGUGAAGCGGAGUUACUGGGCUUCACUGAGAAGUUGAGCAGCAAGAACGCUCAGCUUCAGUCAGAGAGCAACGCACUACAAUCUCAGCUGGACCAGCUAACUAACAACUUCACCGAGCUUCAAGGAAAGCUGGAGGAGACCAACAGGCUGCUGGAAGACAAGUCACAGCAACUGAAACAGGAAGAGGCGCUGAGACAGCAAGAGGUGCAGAGUCUGCAGGAGGAGCGGGCAGGACUGCAGACGGAGGUGGCCCAACUGAAAACCAGAGUAGAAGAGCUGAGGGAUGAGCUGGUGACUCAGAAAAGGAAGCAAGCUGCUAAUAUCAAAGACCUCACAAAACAACUAACACAAGCCCGAAAGAGGCUGGAACAAGUUGAGAAUGGAGGGUGCGAACGGGAUGCCAGCAGUAUGGGCAGUCGCUCAAGUUCCUCAGGUACUACUCCAAGAUUUGGUUCUUUGAAUGCACGUCAUGGCGGCAGCAGUGGUGUUGAAGAGCGGUCACCAGAGAGCCAGUCGGGCCCUUCGGUGGUGGUUGUGGACAGUUUCCCAGAGGUCGACAAGGCUGUGCUCGUUGAGCGUAUUGUCCGUCUGCAAAAGGCUCUAGCUCGGAAGCAGGAGAAAAUCGAAUUCAUGGAGGACCAUAUCAAGCAACUGGUGGAAGAGAUCCGCAAAAAGACCAAAAUUAUCCAGAGCUAUGUGCUGAGAGAGGAGACAGGGGCCCUCUCAUCAGAGGCAUCUGAUAUUAACAAGGCCCACCUCAGCCGGCGGGGAGGCAUCAUGGCUUCGCUUUACACCUCCCACCCGGCAGACAGCGGGCUGACCCUGGACCUGUCGCUGGAGAUUAACAGGAAGCUGCAGGCCGUGUUGGAGGACACGCUGCUGAAGAACAUUACGCUGAAGGAGAACCUGCAGACUCUCGGGGCUGAGAUCGAAAAGCUCAUAAAGCAGCAGAGGGAUCCCGAGGACAGCGUGAGGAGGAAGUGACACGUCCGCCUCACAGGCCCGAGAACUACUUGAGGACCUCUGUUUGUUUUUUUACACGCAUGAAGAAUGAGUUGAAUGUCUAAGUGCCAGCAGCCUGUUUCGUGAAGGAGCCCUAAAAACUCUUUCUGUCCAUUUGGGGAAAAACAAGUUAUCUAAACCUACUUGAAUUAUCUCUACUCCAUCCAUAUUGUAAAACUUCCUCUUUUUUUUGCCUCUGACACAACGAAUCUUCCUCUGGCUCACCUCUGGACCCCUCCCCCCGAGCCACACUAAGAAGACUCUAACGCCAGUCGCUUCUAGCUUGAAACUUUUAGUUGCCUUGUAAAAUAAUUGACUUCAUUCUGAAUGUAUAGAAAAUUCUACCUGAAGUGUAGCUAAAAAAAAAACCAAGAAGGAAAGAUCCUGACAUUCUGACACAUUAGGCUCCACAGAUCUCCAUCCAUCAUACAGUAAAUACACUGAGAUGAUCUCAUGGCCAGCAUGUUCUCUCUGUCUCCAAGCCAAAUGUAUUAUCGUUAUUAUUAUUAUUUUUUUAAAGACUGCUUCCUCAGCUUGACAGCACGCCACUCCAUAUUUAAAGGCAAACCUGAAAAAAGCAGAUCAGCCGUGGCUGGUGAGGGACCUCGCGUGCAAGCUUGUGAACCAAGGUUCUUCACAUCAGCAAGACCCGCCCAUCUGUGCAACACCGGUGCUAGACUUAAAAGGAAGCAGACUGCUUCAGUUUCCUCCUGGCAGCCAUCAGCAACUCCUAGAAGCAGUCCACGACGUAUAACACCAUGUGGAGUUUGAUUUCUUCUUUUUUUUUUUCACUUAUUUUCUUUUAGGCUGGGUUAAAAUUGAGUUUUAUUUUAGUACACAUGAUUUCAUAUCUGUUAUUUUUAUCACUCACUUUCCUAUGGAUUUCGUGUUUUUUGCUCUCAGUUUAAAUGAAUGAAUACCUCAAACAUUUUAGUCCUCAGCCUUAGUGUUUAAACUCAGAAUGUAGGCAGUUCAUUAGCAUCAGUUGGCAGUAGCCCGUCUAAUUCCGACUCGAUGUGUAUGUCUCAGCUUUCCGGCGUCAUUAGCAUUCCUCAUAUUUUUUUGGCAGAUGCUCACAGUGUUUGGAAACUUUUUUAGCACCGUGUGUAUAAUAUGAUUUGGUAGGAGGUUGGGGGGAGAAACAAAGACUGAAAUGUUUAGGUAUUCUUGUCACACUCCUCUUUUUUUUUUUUAAGUCUUUUUUUUUUUUUUUGUGGCGUCACUGAGUCCAUUGAAGUAAAUCAAGUGUAGAUGAAUCAAAGGGAGAACAGGAGAUCAGUAGCUAUAGCUCAGGAAAGCCAAAAGAAAUAUAUCCAGGGACAAAGUGCAAUGCUGAUCCUUUUUGUUUUUCUUUUCUUCUCUUUUUUUUUUGUGUUUCUGAACGUGACUGUCUGUCUCCAUGUGGUCUGUUUAUCGCUCAUGUCCGUGCAACAAGCACCUGUCCCGGUGUGUGUGUGUGUGUGUGUGUGUGUGUGUGGAUAUUUAAAAUGGUGUGUGCAUGGCUGCAUGUGUGCCUUUUUGUUAACCUCUCGAGCCUUGUUGUGUUUACACCUUGUGUACAUGCUUCAGCUGUCGGGGCUUAUAGGCUUUAACCAGAAUGACCAUGGAGUUUGUUCCACCGAGAGGGAACGUGCGAUUUGCAUUUAGAGCAGAGUCUGUCAGCCAAACGAAGACCCGCACACACAUAGACACACAGACCUGCAGCUCAGCAUCCCCGAGCUACACACAAUAAUGCUUUUGUCUCUCGCUGACAGCUAUUUAAGUAAGAGAGAUACACAUUCGCAAACACUUUGGGAUGAAGGGAAGAGAGCAACUCAAUUCAACAAUGCCAGUCUCUUUUCAGUUGGUUUGAUCUGUUUGUAGAAGCUGUCACAAAAGAUAAGCUUCCAUUUCUGUUUUAAUUUUUUUUUUCCACAGUCUGAAACGGGCUUUUAUGGGUCACGCCAAUCCCCCCCAAUUCACCCUGAGGCGAUGUUAAAAUGGACCACUACGUGAAUAAAGAUGAAAGUUUCCAGGAUUGAGGGUGCGGAGUCUUUAAAGCCCCUCUGUUUCUGCGCAGAGGUUUCGGUGUGUUGACUAUUUUAUUUCAUCCGAACUGACUUCAUUGCAACGUGAGCUCAGUAUGCAAGCGUGCAGGUAGCAAACCUGGAGUUUGUGUCUUCAUUCUGGGAGUUAUUAGCCUUUUUUUAGCUGAUUUUCAGUGAAGUUGCAUUUUUGCAAAUUAUGCCAGUGUUUCAUUUUCAUGCAUCUUUAAUCAAAAAGUAGGUGCUUGCUAUUGAAUAGGUGAUUAACGUUCUUGUAUUUUGGCAGUUUGUUUUUGGCACGGAAGUAUAAUACAGCCUAUGCAGUACAGUCGCAUGGGAUUGUCCAAGUAAAUCCUCUGAGGCAUGCUAAUACGCGGCGUCUGAUUUUUGGUCAUAGCGUGUCAACCCGAGAGAGGCGGCGUUCCCGCUGAUCCAACACAAUUCCACAGCCUUGAAAUGAAGCCAUGCUGCAGCAUUGUGCGGAUUACUAAAACAAACCUCACGUUUCCCUUCAUGAAUAUGAAAACAUGGUGUUCAGUAUGUGCGAGUGCCGAUCUGUAAAAGAAAGUGAGAGAAGUUGCCAUUAUUUGUUUUCCUGCUGUGCAAUGAUUCCCUUUGAUCUGUUUUGUGGAAUAUUCAAACUGUGAUUAUAUUAUACAUUUGUAGAUAUGCCAUUGUGUAAAAUUCUGAUGAGAUGUUUUAAAAAAAAUGAUGAUUGUGGAUGAUGUACAUACUAUGUUUUCAGGGAAUAAAAGGAGAUGAGUCUUAAGUUCAUCUUGAA